AUGGAGGACUUGGCAAGAGAGCGUCUCAUUGAGAGCGCCAGGAGCCACCACGAUAUAAAGAACAUCAAUCUAUAUCUAGCAAACAUAGAGGAAAACAUAAUAAGGAUUAAAAAUGAAGGAGAGAGUAUCAUUGACGAGGUAUUCCUUGCCUUCAACGGGUCUAUCAGUCACAUUUCUCUCUACGCCUAUCUCUACGACCACAAGAUAAACGUGAAUUUAGAUUGCCUCCAGUUAAUAUAUGAGCAGAGCUACAUAGAGGAAGAAAAACUCAUCGCAGAGGGAAACAGAGAACAGGAAAGUGUGGUAGAUAUAGCUAAAUUUGAUUCAGACCUCAUUCAUUACCUGGUAAAGGAGUGCAGAAAUAAUUACGAAGAGUCAACGAGCAUCACCACUAAAGAAAUUGAAGAGAUUAUAGCAAAUCAUAAACAUAGAAUUUUCGAAGAAUCUAUAGCUGUGUAUAAGGAGAAGUAUGGAGAUGCCAUAAAAGUAUUUAACUGUUUCAUCGAUUUUAGCCACUUCUUCUAUGAUGAGAAAAAAAUGAAAUUUAUAAAAAAAAAAAAAAGGGAUUUUGUAGAUAAUUACAACAACUACAUAGAUGCAAACACCGAUGUGGAAUUUUAUGAACUAAAAUAUCAUCUGCUAACGAAGAAAGCCAAAGGACAUGCCUCCGUUCUGUUCUGGUCAGAUGCUCUAAACGAAAUACACAUUAAAAACAAAACAAUUAUAACAUCUGUAGAUGCCAUUAAGUUAACGAACACAGGACAUCAACAUGUGAUAGGAAUUUUGGGACUCAACCGGGACGGAGAUAUGGUCAUCCAGGGUAUACGUAAUGAAAUAAAGCUUUUCCUGAACCGGGAGUGCGUGAUAAACCACGGGCUCUAUUGCAUCGGGCACGUGAUCCUCGUACAGGGCCGCAUGCGCCUCUCCAACAAGACGUUCUACGCCGCGGAGAUCAUGCACCCCCCCAGGAACUUCGAAGAGGAGCGGAACGAAGAAGACAUGUUCUACGAUUUCGAAAACGAAAAGGAGAAAAAACAAGUGGAGGAGUACGAAAUCAUCGUAAGCAAAAACGAUAAGAAAAAAAACUGGAUCAUCAUGCACGACGUGUACCUAGACAAUCCCUACACAUUCGAAAUCCUCGACAAGAUGUUUUCCUUAUACGUUAAUACCUACCCAGAAAAUAAUCUUCCCAUAGGUUUCAUAUUUAUGGGUGACUUGAUAAGUUUAAAAUUUGAUUACAACAAUAAUUUUCACAACGUAUACAUAAAGGGGUUUGAAAAACUGUCGGUCAUGCUUAUAUCAAAAUUCAAACUGAUCUUGGAGCACUGUUACUUGAUCUUCAUUCCUGGAAAGAACGACCCAUGUGCAUGCAAAAAUAGCAUCCCUCAAAUGCCGAUAUUACCAUACUAUGUUAGAAAAUUUCAACAAAAUAUAGAAUCCUUUUUCUCAUCAAAGAAGAAGAUAAUCUUCGCUACAAACCCAUGUAGAAUCCGUCAUUUCAAUAAAAAAAUGAUAUUCUUCAGACAAGAUAUUUUAAAUGAUUUAAUAUGGAGCUCAACCAUUAAUGCUUGCAACAAUGAGAAAAAUAAUAUGCAGAAUAUUCUCCUCUCUACGAUUGUGGGGCAAAGUCAUAUUUAUCCAAUACCCCAUGAUAAUAGAAUUUUGAAGAGGUACUCUCCUUUCCUUUUCCUCUAUCCUCUUCCAAACUUUAUCUGUAUUUCAGACAAUACCUGUAGCAGCUUCAUUUCCUAUGCAUCUGACGAUACUAAUGAUUCCAUCAUCUCAAAUUCUGAUAUGUCUUUCACAAGGAAGAAGACCUUCACUGUUUACAACGCCUUGCAACACGAGGCCAAGCGUUACGUCGUUCCGCUUUGA
This is a messenger RNA of Plasmodium knowlesi strain H, 1875 nucleotides long. Its product is annotated as DNA polymerase epsilon subunit B, putative. The transcript has 2 exons. Gene Ontology annotation, cellular component: epsilon DNA polymerase complex. NCBI's taxonomy places the organism in Eukaryota, Apicomplexa, Aconoidasida, Haemosporida, Plasmodiidae. Bases 1 to 1875 code for a protein of 624 amino acids. Gene Ontology annotation, molecular function: DNA binding. The record is from RefSeq and is a predicted model, not a curated record. Gene Ontology annotation, biological process: DNA-templated DNA replication; error-prone translesion synthesis.